Dissoconium aciculare CBS 342.82 is the source of this 2000-nucleotide messenger RNA. RefSeq names its product glutaminase-domain-containing protein. NCBI's taxonomy places the organism in Eukaryota, Fungi, Ascomycota, Dothideomycetes, Mycosphaerellales, Dissoconiaceae. Gene Ontology annotation, molecular function: glutaminase activity. The transcript has 2 exons. The record is from RefSeq and is a predicted model, not a curated record. Bases 237 to 1622 code for a protein of 461 amino acids. Gene Ontology annotation, biological process: L-glutamine catabolic process.
GAGCAUAGUAGCUUGGCACGCCAAGCAAUGAGGCAUAUAAUAAGAAUAAGAAUACAAUUAUACCUCCCCAUCAUCGUCACUUGCAAUUCACUUGCGAGAGAUCCAAGAGAAAAGGCGUGGAUUUAAAAAGCAACAACCCCAGGAAGCACAAGAACUCCCCAAAGAUCUAAAAUCCUCAAGAGUUGCAUCUAGCUCUUCUCAACGUCCUCCGUGCUUAAGGACUUCGAUCAGCAACCAUGAAAUCACCAAUCCCCGACUACCUGAAGCGCGUCCUCGAAGCCGCCCGACCCGAUGAUUCCGGCGCUCCAGCAGGCUACAUCGACGUUCUCGCGCGAGCAGAUACAUCCCGGCUAGGCGUCGCCAUCGCCAUGGUCGACGGCAACGUAUAUUCCGCGGGCGACGACGAAGUGGAAUUCUCGAUCCAGUCCAUCUCCAAAGCGUUCGUGUACGGGCUCGCGAUCGAAGAUGCGGGACUGGAGCGGGUGUUGGAGAAGAUCGGCGUGGAGCCCUCGGGGGAUGCAUUCAACGAGCUGUCGCUUCAUGAGGGGACCAAUCGGCCUAUGAAUCCGAUGAUCAAUGCGGGGGCCAUCACGGCGCAUUCGUUGGUCGUGGGACCGAAUGCCACGGCGGAGGAGCGCACGGAACGGAUUCUGAAGGUCAUGUCGAAGCUGGCGAAUCGGGAAUUGAAGGUGUGCGAGGAGGUCUACGAGGCGGAGAUGAAGGAUUGGGACCGCAAUAUGGGGUUGGCGUACAUGCUCAAAGCGGCGGGUAUCGUUCAAUGUGAUCCUGGCGAGGCGGUGAAGGGGUACAUCCGGCAAUGCUCGAUUAAUGUUACGGUGAGGGAUCUGGCAUUGAUGGCUGCGACGCUGAGCAAUGGUGGCUACCACCCCAUUACGUCCGAGCGGAUCUUUCCGCGGAAGAGCGUGCGUCAGGUCUUGUCGGUCAUGACGACCUGUGGAAUGUACGAUGCGGCAGGAGACUGGGUUUCGAACGUGGGAAUUCCCGCCAAGAGCGGCGUCGCCGGCGGAAUCCUCGGUGCACUUCCCGGUCAAGUCGGGCUCGCGGCCUUUUCUCCCAAGCUGGACGACAAAGGGAACAGUGUGCGCGGCAUCAACAUCUGCGAGCAAUUGUCACACGAUAUGGGCCUCCACAUGAUGGACGUCAGUCAAAUUGCUCGAUCUACGGUCAAUACGGCCAUUGUCGUCAUCAAAUCGGCUGCCAACAGCAAGCAUCCUGGGAAGGAAUCCCGUGCGGCGAUUUUCCAUUUGCGCGGAGCCGUCAAAUUUGCUGGAUCGGAGAUUCUGACGCGUGCCUUGACGCGAAAUCUCGGCGAGCCGGAUCCGAAGGACCCAGGCUCGGGUGCUUGGGCGGAUGCCUGUGCCGUGAUCCUUUCCUUCCGCGAGGUGUUCUCGUUGAACAAGGUAGCGCGACAGAUCAUCCACGAGGAUAUCACUCGCCUGAUGGCGGAUGACCGAAAAGUGGUCGUCAUUGACCCGACAGAUGUCUUACGGUGGGAAGAAGAGGGUAAGGAGAGCCAUCCCAAGGUGGUGAAGAAUCAGGAUGAAGCAAGAGAGUUUGUAGGUGGAGCUGGCUGCUCGGCGACGAUACAGGAGGAUUGGUGAUCGCCCUUUUGGGCUUAAAAAGUUGAUGUUCGAUAAAUCGAGCAUGUCCAGCAUUUGAAGCAAGUUUUCGAGGGUUGUAAGUUUGUGGAAGCGAUUCUUGACUGCAUCGCUUCUCGAGUGUCGGGUGCGAAAGCGCAAAUUUAAAAGCACCUUCUUGUUCAUUUCUUCGGCGCCUCUUCCUCCUUUCCACCAGCCAUGGCCAUCUGCAAAAUCAAAAACAGUCCAAUAGCCCACCAGUACUUUUGCAAAAACGUCUUCUCCGGCUCCUUCCCUUCCACCUGUCCAUCCUCAGACACAACAAUCGGCUUGUUCAAAACCGGCGAUGCGCCCUUCAAAACCGUCACAACCUCAACCUGCAAAUCCUGUCCCGCAGCACCG